CCUGCAGUCAGCCAAACCCCCGCCGCCUGUGCAGUCGAUGGAGGAGCGGAUAUGAUCUGAUCUACCGAAAAACAUGCUGCUCCAUCACACUCGUGGUUUCUUAGAAACUUCCAGAAAGACAGACUGAUUGCUGUGUGAACUGAACCAGGCUGCAGUGGGAUUCAGUAGAAGUCUCGGUCAUGUACUCUGAGUGGCGGUCUUUACACCUGGUGGUCCAGAACGAUCAGGGUCACUUGAGCGUGCUGCACAGUUACCCCGCAGGCGUGGGUCGUGAUGUGGCUAACGCGGUGGUGCGCCCCCUGGGGAACAGCCUCGUAGGCGGGCCGUCUGAGUGCCUCCUCAAGACUGACAAGGAGGUGAAGUGGACGAUGGAGGUGUUGUGUUAUGGACUGACACUCCCGCUGGAUGGAGACACGGUUAAGUUGUGUGUGGAUGUCUACACUGAUUGGAUAAUGGCCCUGGUGUCUCCCAAAGACUCGAUCCCUCAGCCAAUCAUCAAAGAGCCCAACCUGUACAUUCAGACCAUCCUCAAACACCUGCACAACCUUUUCCUGCCCAGGCCGGAGCACUUCAGUCUGAUGCACUUUAAGCUGUGUCAGCAGGUGUUGUCUGCAGUACAGAAACUGGCGCGUGAUUCGUCCGGUAUGGCCAGAGAGACGUGGGAGGUGCUGCUCCUCUUCCUGCUCCGCAUCAAUGACACGCUGCUGGCCCCUCCCACUGUGGGAGGUGGCAUAGCUGAGAAGCUGGCAGAGAAAUUGAUCAGUGUGUUGUUUGAGGUUUGGUUUCUGGCCUGCACGCGCUGUUUCCCCACCCCGCCCUACUGGAAGACCGCCCGAGAGAUGCUGGCCAACUGGAGACAUCACCCUCCGGUGGUGGAGCAGUGGGGUAAAGUGAUCGCGGCUCUGACGUCCAGGCUGCUGCGCUUCAUGUACGGCCCGUCGUUUCCUCCGUUUAAAGUGCCAGAGGAGGACGCCAGCCUCAUUCCAGCGGAGAUGGACAAUGACUGCGUGUCUCAGACGUGGUAUCGCUUUCUACACAUGCUCAGUAACCCGGUGGAUCUGAGCAAUCCGGUCAUAGUGAGCUCCACCCCAAAGUUUCAGGAGCAGUUACUAGGGGGCAACAGCGUUCCUCAUGAAGUCAUCCAGCACCCCUGCCUCAAACAACUGCCCCAGAUCUUCUUUAGAGCCAUGAGAGGAGUCAGCUGCCUCGUGGACGCCUUCCUCGGUAUAUCCCGCCCCCGCUCGGACAGUGCUCCGCCCACCCCUGUUAAUAGGCUCAGUAUGCCGCCGCCCCCAACCACAACCAACACUACACCCCCUCACAACCGCAGACAUCGCCCCACUGCUGUUACCAAGACAACCAGCAAAGCCUCAACGACCGGUCAGACCAAAGUGUCGCACCAGCCAUCCUCCACCUCCCCUCUCUCCAGCCCAAACCAGACGAGCUCCGAGCCCCGACCGCUUCCCGCCCCGACACGGCCAAAGGUCAACAGCGUGCUCAAUCUGUUCGGCCAAUGGCUAUUUGAUGCUGCGCUGGUCCACUGUAAACUCCACUCCGGCCUGAGCCGAGACAGCAGUAUGACGGCCCUGGCGACUCAAGCUGGAGUUGAACUGAGACGUAAAGGAUCUCAGAUGUCCACAGACACUAUGGUGUCCAACCCCAUGUUUGACGCUAACGAGUUUCCUGAUAAUUACGAGUCUGGUCGAGCUGAAGCUUGUGGAACGCUCUGCAGGAUCUUCUGCAGUAAGAAGACUGGAGAGGAGAUACUUCCUGUCUACCUGUCCAGGUUCUACAUGGUUCUGAUUCAGGGUCUUCAGAUAUCAGACUACAUCUGCAGGCCGGUUCUAGCCAGUAUCAUCCUGAACUCCUCGGCUCUGUUCUGCUCCGAUCUCAAAGGGAUUAAUGUUGUGGUUCCAUACUUCAUAUCUGCACUGGAGACGAUACUUCCUGACCGAGAACUGUCCAAGUUUAAGUCGUAUGUGAACCCCACCGAAUUGAGAAGAGCUUCUAUCCACAUCCUGUUGUCAAUGCUUCCUCUGCCUCAUCACUACGGAAACAUCAAAUCGGAGGUGCUUUUGGAAGGGAAAUUCAGCAAUGAUGAAAACUCGCUUCACGACAAGGCGGUCACCUUCCUUUCUCUGAAGCUGCGUUUGGUCAAUAUUUUGAUUGGUGCCUUGCAAACAGAGACAGACUCGAUCAAUACACAAAUGAUUCUCGCUGCAAUGCUGAAUAUCGUGCAGGAUUCUGCUUUGAUGGAGUCUGUUGGUGCUCAAGCUGAAGUGGUGAGUGUGGAUGGUCAUCCGCUGGCUAAAAGUCACAGUCGCAAUAACAGUGGCAUCAGCAAUGCCAGCGCCGGCAGCUCAGAGGCCACGACGCCAGACAGCGAGCGACCCGCCCAGGCCCUGCUGAGAGACUACGCUCUCCACACAGAUACGGCGGUUGGGCUGCUCAUCCGAAGCAUUCACCUGCUCACACAGAGACUCAACUCGCAGUGGAGACUCGACAUGAGCAUUUCACUGGCCGCUCUCGAGCUGCUCGCCGGACUCGCCAAGGUGAAGGUGAGUGUGGAGUCGUCAGAUCGUAAGCGUGCGGUGAGCUCCGUGUGCAGUUAUAUCGUGUAUCAGUGCAGCCGUCCCGCUCCGCUCCACUCCAGAGAUCUGCACUCCAUGAUCGUCGCUGCGUUUCACUGUCUGUGCGUGUGGCUCACAGAACACCCCGACAUGCUCAACGAGAAGGAUUGUCUGAUCGAGGUGUUGGAGAUCGUGGAGCUCGGCAUCUCGGGCAGCAAGUCCAAAACAGGCGAACAGGAAGUGAAGUAUAAAGGUGACAAAGAGCACAACCCGGCGUCGAUGAGGGUCAAAGAUGCAGCCGAGGCCACGUUGUCAUGUAUAAUGCAGGUGUUGGGGGCGUUCCCGUCUCCCAGUGGCCCCGCCUCCCCCUGCAGCCUGCUGAAUGAGGAUACACUCAUUAAAUAUUCACGUCUCACCUCCACGUCUCACAGUAACUUUAGAUAUUUCGUUCUGGAUAACUCCGUCAUACUCGGCAUGUUGGAGCAGCCGCUCGGGAAUGAACAGAAUCCCUGUCCGUCAGUCACCAUGCUAAUCAGAGGAAUGUCUGGUCGCCAUGCGUGGACGAUGCAGCUCUUCCAUCAGCCCAAAGGAGCCAGAGCCAAUCAGAAGCAGAUGUUUGUUCCAGAAAGUCGACCCACUCCCAAAAACGAUGUGGGAAUUCGAUAUAACGUGAAGCACAGACCGUUCCCGGAGGAAGUGGAUAAGAUUCCGUUUGUGAAAGCCGACCUGAGCAUCCCAGAUCUCCACGACAUUGUGGAUAAAGAGUUGGAGCUGCAGCAUGAUAAGCUUCGAUCAGUGAUGGGUAAACAGAUAGACUAUGAGGUGAAGUUGGAGCAGCAGACUGAGGACUUAUGGAGGAAUAAACCCUUCCCUGAUCCUCUGACUGACUGUAAACCUCCCGCACCCGCCCAAGAGUUCCAGACCGCUCGACUCUUCCUGUCCCACUUUGGCUUCCUGUCACUAGAGGCACUCAAGGAGUCUGGUAACAGUAGACUCCCUCCUCACCUCAUCGCUCUCGACUCAUCUGUGUCGGGCUUUUUUGAUGACAUUGGCUCUCUGGACCUGUUGCCAUCACGACCCUGUGACACCGUCUUCAUCUUCUACAUGAAAGCAGGACAGAAGAGCAGCCAAGAGAUUUUGAGGAACGUGGAGUUUUCGUCAAACGUACAGCCUCAUUUCCUGGAGUUGUUGUUGUCUCUGGGCUGGCCGGUGGAGGUCGGGCAGCACCCGGGAUGGACAGGAAGUGUGUUCACCAGCUGGACCAUCAACACAUCUAAUGGUUCUGAAACUCCAGAUGAUUGUGCGACUGUGGGUGACACCGGCGGUGGUGGUGUGUUUAACGGAGAGAAGCACGUUCUGUAUUACGCUGAUGCACUGACGGAAAUUGCCUUUGUCGUGCCGUCGCUAACAGACUCAUCUGCGGAGUCUUCAGAGAACAGUUUUCCGACCGCAGACUCUGACUCUCAGAUGGAGUUGUUACCCAGUUUGCUGAAACAGCCCAACCUCACGCUCGAGCUCUUCCCUAAUCACUCUGACAGCAUGGGACCAACACAACGGUCCCCCUCAGUGAAAAGCAGGAAGUUGCCAGCAGGCAGGACGAUACCUCCAUUAGGACCGUACAGUAAAGUGUUGGUGGUGUGGGUCGAGCGAUACGAUGACAUUGAGAAUUUUCCAGUGUCGGAGUUACUGGCGGAGACGAGCACAGGUGUUGAGACGGCCGUCAACAGCAGCACUGGCAGGUACAGCUCUUCAGAGAAAGAUGUUCCUAUAAUAUUCAUCCAUCCGCUGAAGACCGGACUGUUCCGAAUCAAACUUCAUGGAGCGAUGGGGAAGUUCAACAUGGUGAUUCCACUGGUGGACAACAUGGUCGUGAGCAGGAGAUCACUUGGUUUCCUGGUGCGUCAGACGGUGAUAAACGCAUGUCGACGGAAGCGUCUGGAAAGCGACUCGUACAGCCCGCCCCAUGUGCGACGGAAACAGAAAAUCGCCGAAAUCGUGAACCGUUAUCGUAACAAACAGCUCGAGCCGGAGUUUUACACCUCCCUGUUUCUAGAGGUCAAUGAGAACCGCCUCAACCCUUAAACGCAAACGUGGAUCAUCGGCGAAGAGGAGUCACGCCGUCUUACGUCAACUGGCGUAUGCACAAACACGGAUCUGAAUAUGCAUUAUAUAUUUCUCUACGAAUCUCACCUAAACGUGUCCAGCUGAUUUUUGAUCUCAAAAUGAAAAGAAAUAAAUAUGUUGUUUAGUCCAAUAAUAUCGAAUGCAUUGUGACAUCAUUUUGAUGACCGUUAAGCACAUUGAUUCUCAUUUCUGGAAUAGUCUAUGAUAUAUAAAUGUAUACAUAAUGCAUACAGUACAUGGAUAAUUAAUCGAUGUGCUUAUUGUCAUAAUGCAAAAAAAGGCUUAAUUUCAAUUAUGCAAACUUGACUUUUAUAGGGUAUCUAAUAUCAAAUUGUCUGUCUUUUUAUUUAUUGGUGAAACGUGACCAGACAUGUUCUUGACGUGUUUCGUGGGAUUCACGUCAUGACUGUAAUUCACAAUAAAUUGCCUUUUUUUUUUUUAUUUAAUCUGUUAUUUUACACAUCAAGGACUGUGACUGUCUUCACUCUGAAAGCACUUAUUACAAAUGAACACUAAUCGCCAUGGCAACGGCAGUAGCUUCCUUCCUCCAAACGUGCGCGUGUAUAUCGCCGUCAGGUCACAUGUCUCGUUCUAUAUGUUUAACGUGGCCAGGUCAAUUCAGUCGCUUUUUCUGGAGAUUGCGUCACGUUUUAUCGUCGGCGGACGAUGAGGAAUGAGAACGUUAAGCUUUAAUCGGGUCUCGUUUCUGAAAUCCUCCAAAGGGAUUUUGAUGGCGAUUUGUUAAUUGCUAAAGCGGACGAAAUACGAGCGUUUCCCGACACGAUUUUGACAAACGUUUAGCCAUGAUUGGCUAGUCGCCGCUCACUCACAAUGCGUUUUUAAAUGACGUUAUAAGGGCUUUUCAUUUAUUUUCAGUUGUUAAAUAUAAAGUACAUUUCUGCUGGACGUCAGAAACGAUGUUAUGCAAUUUUAUUUUUUCACGACUACUAUCGGCCAGAAUAAUUUUUUUUGUUUAACCGCCAAAACCAACAUGGAUUCGCCCAAACGGCGUUUCAUGUCUUUUGACGUUAUGUUGGCAUCACGUUUUUUUUCUGCCGUUCUCGUUCCUAUCCUAAAUUUCUUCGAAAACACCUUUUAUAUACAGUGCAAUUCGGUCAUUUCACAACGUGCUUUUUUCGUAAGAACAAUUCUAGGAUUGAAUUUCACGUCCCAUUUUUAUGGUCACUUCGCAGUUCUCCGAUAACGCUACUGUUUUUGUAAGAAUCGAACUGUGGAGACCAACAUGCACCGUAUGGGACGUUCAAAUGGUCGGAUGGGGCGUCUCUUUCCUCUUUAACGUGUGUAAAUAUUGACGGCGUGGACUUUGUAUAAAGUUUGACUUUCUAUGUAAAUAUGCGGGUGUGAAGUUCGCUCACUCAUCUUAUACUAUUGAUUAGGGAUGACAAGAAAUGAACGCUUGUUUGUAUUUAUGCCAAUCAUGUACAAGAUGUGUCCAAAAGAGACAUUGGAUAUUGAAUGUAACACAUGUAAUGAUAUAAAGAUUUUAAUAAAGUUCUUAU
Molecule: messenger RNA, 6214 nt
Organism: Xyrauchen texanus (razorback sucker)
Lineage: Eukaryota; Metazoa; Chordata; Actinopteri; Cypriniformes; Catostomidae
Product: ral GTPase-activating protein subunit beta-like
Exons: 30
Coding region: 180-4652 (1490 amino acids)
Biological process (GO): activation of GTPase activity; regulation of small GTPase mediated signal transduction
Molecular function (GO): GTPase activator activity
Source: RefSeq, a predicted model, not a curated record